Messenger RNA from Oreochromis niloticus (Nile tilapia), 2759 nucleotides. RefSeq names its product solute carrier family 6 member 18 (gene slc6a18). The transcript is spliced from 13 exons. NCBI's taxonomy places the organism in Eukaryota, Metazoa, Chordata, Actinopteri, Cichliformes, Cichlidae. Gene Ontology annotation, biological process: sodium ion transmembrane transport; nitrogen compound transport; amino acid transport. Bases 742 to 2595 code for a protein of 617 amino acids. Gene Ontology annotation, cellular component: plasma membrane. The record is from RefSeq and is a predicted model, not a curated record.
AGUGAAGGAAACUUCACACAUAAUAUCUGAGACAUGGUUGGCUGGAAGAUUUGUUUUUUGUUUUUUGCUCUUUUCAAUGCAUAAGCGGACAUCACUGCUUAAUAUGACCAUAAUAUAGGAAAUGGGACAGCUUUGGUGUGCUUGAUUAGAAAUGAAUGUUAGCAAUAUCAGAGAGAGCUAGAGACAGCAAUCAAGCCUGUAUCUAAGAAUAAAAAUCUGCAACACAAGGAUUCAUGAAGUGACGACAGAAAUCUUAACUGGCCAGGAGAAAAAAACACUUCACAAAAUCAUAUUUGAGGAAGGAAGAGUGUGGAUUUGCAGUUUAUAUCUCAACCUGAGUUCACAGGUACAGGUCAGUGUAGCAGAGAAAAGCAUCACCAGGUUAUCCAUUAAUUUAAGUUUCAGCACACUCCCAUUCUACAGAAGGAGGGAGGUAAAACCACUAAAUCACCCUGGCAAGUGUUUUCACCAAACUUCCUGCUGGUUGGAUAUCUCAUAAAGAACAGAAUCUGCACCUCUGACUCAGAGACGGGAGGGUCGCACAGAGGAUGAAACGGGAGUGCUGAACAUCACGAAGACCGAACCACUCAGGAGUGUAAUUCAUCUAAAAUACGGAUCAGGAGGAAAAUUCUGGACUAACCACAAAAUAUAUGCAAUUUGAUCAGACUGCAUGCUACAAUUCCAUUAGGUGUAUUUUUGUAACAGAACUGGGAUUGCACUGAGUCUUUUUUCCAGCUGAGGAUGGGAAAAGACGCUGGGCCGGAGGAGAGACCCAAGUGGGACAACAAGGCUCAGUAUCUGCUGACAUGUAUUGGCUUUGCAGUGGGAAUUGGAAAUGUGUGGCGAUUCCCUUACCUCUGCCAAAUCUACGGAGGAGGUGCAUUCCUCAUCCCUUACCUGAUAGCGCUGGUGUUUGAGGGCCUCCCCCUACUCUUCCUUGAGCUGGCUGUAGGACAGAGGCUCCGGAAGGGCAGCGUGGGUGUCUGGAAGACCAUCAAUCCCGUAAUCGGUGGAGUAGGCAUUGGCUGUUUGAUUGUAUCGUUUCUGGUGGGCGUUUUCUACAACACCAUUCUGGCCUGGGUGCUGUGGUACUUCUUCCACUCCUUUCAGGAACCCCUGCCGUGGAGCACCUGCCCACUAAAUGAAAGCCGCACAGACUACAAUUUGGAGUGUAAGAAAAGCACUCCAGUAAAUUACUUCUGGUACCGUGAAACCCUCAACAUCACACCUGACAUCGAGAUCAGCGGCUCCGUGGAGUGGGGGAUGGUGAUCUGUCUAGCCAGCGCCUGGUGCAUCGUCUACAUCUGCUUCAUCAAAGGCAUCGACUCCAUGGGAAAGGCUGUGUAUGUGACAUCUACCUUCCCUUACCUGGUGCUGACUAUUUUCCUGAUCCGUGCCCUCACUCUGCCUGGAGCUACUGAUGGACUGUUGUACCUCUUCACCCCUGACUGGCAAACCCUGAAGAACCCACGGGUGUGGUUGGACGCCGCCACGCAGAUCUUCUUCUCUCUUUCUGUGGCGUUUGGAGGUCUCAUAUCUUUCUCCAGUUACAAUGAAGAGAAAAACAACUGCGAGAGAGACGCUGUUCUGGUGGGAGUAAUAAACAGCGCCACAUCUCUCUACGCCUCCAUUCCAGUUUUCUCCAUCCUGGGGUUUAAAGCCACCACCGCCUUAAACGCCUGUAAAGACGAGAACAUCCUGGCUCUGACCAAUCACUUUGAGUUCUCAGACCAGAACAUAACCCUGCAGAACUACGAUUACUGGUAUGAAUAUCUAAAUACGACAUAUCCCGGGAAAUUCCAGAGUCUGUCCCUGAGGGAGUGUGAUCUACAAAAAUUACUUAAGCAGAGUGUUUCAGGUACUGGCCUGGCUUUUAUCGUGUUCACUGAAGCGGUGAUAUCAAUGCCGGGCUCGCAGGUAUGGGCCGUACUGUUCUUUGUCAUGCUCUUUAGUUUAGGUCUCUCCUCCAUGUUUGGUAACAUAGAGGGUGUCCUCUCGCCCCUCAAUGAACUCAAACUAUUGCCCAGGUGGAUCCCCAAGGAACUCACAUCAGCAAUCAUCUGUUUGAUAUCCUUCUUGGUGGCACUCCUCUUCACCUUGAGCUCAGGCAACUACUGGGUGGAGGUGUUUAAUGGUUACGUGGGAUCCGUACCUCUGCUCAUCAUUGCUUUAUUUGAGAUUAUUGGAGUUAUUUACUUCCGUGGAAUGAAAACUUUCAGUGACGACAUCUAUAUCAUGACUGGGAAGAGGCCAAACAUCUUUUGGAAGGCGUGCUGGAUGGUGAUCAGUCCUUUACUACUCCUGGUGGUGUUUGUUGCCUAUGUGAUUGUCCAGGCACAGACACGUCCCACCUAUCAAGCAUGGAACCCAGAUUAUGAAAAAUUCCCUGAAACCGAACAGAAGCUUUAUCCAGACUGGGUCUUUGCCAUAAUCAUCCUCCUCUGUGUGGUGCCUGUGAUUUCCAUUCCUCUGGUGGCUCUCUACCAGCUGCUUCGUGGCAGAUUCAGAAAGUCCUCGGUUGGGAUGGAGUUAAAUCCCUACGACAACGAUGCCUUCGUGACUGACACACAGGAACAGAAGACUCAAAGGGCUUAAGGACUGUGGAGAGUAAAUAUGCUGCCACACCGCAAAAAUCCAGAUGUUUAUCACUGCUUUUCAUCAAAAUUCACUAGAAUUUCAUACAGAUUCUGAUGUUUACUUGACAUAUGAAACCUUACAUUACUUCUCUUGAAAAUAAAACAGGAUUUAUUUAACAGUGA